This is a messenger RNA of Thamnophis sirtalis, 994 nucleotides long. The record is from RefSeq and is a predicted model, not a curated record. Lineage: Eukaryota; Metazoa; Chordata; Lepidosauria; Squamata; Natricidae.
AUGAGAGAGCGCUUUGCACGAGCGCACAGUGCUCAAAGACCACCCUUGAUCUCAGCACUGCUGCCAAGACUGAGACACGUUGCAAGCACACGCUUCUUUUUAUUUAUUGUUUCAUCCGGGAUUGUUUCUUCUGCUGCUGCUGCUGCUUCGCCUCAGUUCAUUUACAUGGCAAGGAAUCCCAAGGAUUGCCUGGUGUCCUAUUUCCAUUUCCAAAGAAUGAACAAAAUGUUACCCGAUCCUGGAACAUGGGAGGAAUAUUUGGAGAUUUUCAUGGCAGGCAAAGUGGGCUGGGGCUCUUGGUACAAUCACGUAAAAGGUUGGUGGAAAGCAAAAGAUACUUACCGCGUCCUGUAUCUCUUUUAUGAAGACAUUAAAAAGGACCCAAAGCAUGAAAUCCAGAAGAUAAUGCAAUUUAUAGGGAAGCAAUUGGAUGUGGCAAUUCUAGACAAGAUUGUGCAUCAUACCUCCUUCGAAGUCAUGAAGCACAAUCCCAUGGUCAACCGAGCAAAUGCACCCCAGUACGUCAUGGACCAGUCUAUUUCUCCAUUCAUGAGAAAAGGACUCUUCAUGUUUGAAUAAUCUACAGCAAUGAUGGCGAACUUUCCGGCACCAAAAGGGAGCAUGAACUCAUCUGGACCACAACCCGGAAGAGGAGCUGCCCAGAGGGCUUACGCACAUUGGAAAAUGAACUUCUGGUUUCCAGUGAACACAUGCAUGCUGGCUAACUAGUUUCCCAGUUACUGGUGCGCAUAUGCGCUUGACGAUCAGCUGGCUCAUGCCGGAAAAUGAAAGACCAGCUCUUCCAGUUUCAGGCACCAUUGCAUGCACCAGAAGGCCAGUUGAUUGUUGCGUGCGCAUGCACGCCAGAAACGUGGAAGAGACAUGAGACAUCGCCAGGACUGCUUUAUAUGUUUAUUACAGAAAAAAAGAAACACAUUUCCAACCAAAGCAUCCCUGCCCCAGAAACACCUUUCAAGGGGCAUCAGCUUUUAUU